This is a messenger RNA of Pantherophis guttatus, 1103 nucleotides long. RefSeq names its product STING1 ER exit protein 1 (gene STEEP1). NCBI's taxonomy places the organism in Eukaryota, Metazoa, Chordata, Lepidosauria, Squamata, Colubridae. Gene Ontology annotation, biological process: endoplasmic reticulum to Golgi vesicle-mediated transport; endoplasmic reticulum membrane organization. The record is from RefSeq and is a predicted model, not a curated record.
GCAGGCGGGGAAGCGCCUUGGAGAGGCGGAGCGCAUCCGAUCGCCCUGCGCCGCCAUGCCCAAAGUGGUCUCCCGUUCCGUGGUCUGCUCCGACACGCGCGACCGGGAGGAAUACGACGAUGGCGAGAAGCCGCUCCACGUCUAUUACUGCCUCUGCGGACAGAUGGUGCUGGUCUUGGAUUGCCAACUUGAGAAGCUGCCCAUGAGACCCCGGGAUCGGGCCAGAGUUAUCGAUGCGGUCAAACAUGCCCACAAAUUCUGUAACACAGAAGAAGAGGAAAAUGUUUACCUGCGCAGGCCCGAAGGCAUUGAACGGCAAUACAGGAAAAAAUGUGGAAAGUGUGGCCUACUCCUUUUCUACCAACACCAGCAGAAGAAUGCUCCAGUGACGUUCAUUGUUGAUGGAGCCGUGGUCAAAUUUGGACAAGGCUUUGGAAAGACCAACAUCUACACCCAGAAGCAAGAACCCCCUAAGAAGGUGAUGAUGACCAAACGGACGAAGGACAUGGGCAAGUUCAGCUCAGUGACGGUCUCCACCAUUGAUGAAGAAGAAGAAGAGAUUGAAGCGCGAGAAAUUGCUGAUUCAUAUGCCCAAAAUGCCAAAGUGAUUGAGAAGCAGCUGGAAAGGAAAGGCAUGAGCAAGAGAAGGCUGCAGGAACUGGCCGAGCUGGAAGCCAAGAAGGCCAAAAUGAAAGGGACGCUUAUCGACAAUCAGUUCAAGUAAGAAGUUUCUCCAAAAGAAGAGAAGCAACCCAACACAUUCUUUUGUUUCCUUUCUGGUUUGUCCCAAGGAAUUUGGCCGCACUCAUGAAAACGGCAGUGAACGGUGGCAACCUGGCAAACGGAAACUAUCUGUUUCUGUUCUGCUUUAUUUCUAAUGUAUUUGCCUGUAAUUUCUUCUGAGGCUUUACCUUCUCGAGGUUCUGAGAAUUUCGAUUUCUGUAAUUUGCUGUAUAUUCUGUUUUGCAAAACGUUGUAAAAUGUGUGAGGAGAACUGCAGAGUUUUGGGGGGGCGGGGUUAGUUAUUUGUAUAUUUUCAUAUGUACAUAGAAUUCUAGUGAGCCAGAAACCAAUAAAAAUAUUAAACAUUUGGUAAACAAUUA